Molecule: messenger RNA, 693 nt
Organism: Polychytrium aggregatum
Lineage: Eukaryota; Fungi; Chytridiomycota; Chytridiomycetes; Polychytriales
Exons: 1
Coding region: 39-584 (181 amino acids)
Source: RefSeq, a predicted model, not a curated record
CUCCGAGUCGGUCGCCCAUCACCUCCGUCCCAAGGAAUAUGUCUCUCCCAAGCAUUCUUGUCGCCUACACCUCUGGCGAUGACGCCUGGCAGAUCCAGAGCCCCUGUCUCCCUCUCAAUGUGCUCGCCGCCUCCAUCGGCCAUCGUCUCUCCCAACACGAGAUACAAGGUCGCCUCGACACUCUGACGCAGAGCCUUCUCGCCAAGCGAAACAGCCCCAUCUUGGCCGUUAUAUGUCUCGGUGUGGCGUGCGUCUUUGGCGGGUUCGCUUGGCUGUUCACCACCGGCGGUACCUUUGGAAGCUCCUUGUCGCAGCCUAUUUUAUUGCUCGUGGUACCUGGCAUCAUCGUGGCAAUGUUGGCGGCUGCCCUUCGCGAAUUCCUCUUUUCUCAAGAUAUUCAGAAGAUUGACGACCAGCUCCCGGAGAUCCUGCAGAAGCUGAACCAAGCCGAUCUUCCCAAGGGUCUCCUGUGGGACCGGCACUCGACCAACGAGCUCAUCCAGGAGCGAUACCGGAACGGCCACCAAGUCAGCUCCAAGGUUACCAAGAAGACCUGGGUCGUUUCUCUCACCGUCCUGGACUAGACUGGGUCGUGUCUCGAACACCCCCCCAAGAGCCAAUGACCUCAUGCCUGGAUAAUCUUCCCGGACAAUGGUGGGCCAAUCCACUGUCCUGAUCAUAAUACAACUAUAU